Closterium sp. Naga37s-1 is the source of this 4704-nucleotide messenger RNA. Lineage: Eukaryota; Viridiplantae; Streptophyta; Zygnematophyceae; Desmidiales; Closteriaceae. The record is from the annotation of a GenBank genome assembly.
AUGUCACCAAUCGCCGUCCCCGUCGUGCGAUCCUCGGCAGUCCCCUUCACUUCGCGCAUUGCCCCUCUCUUCCGCGUUCGCCUCCACAAUCCCCCGCUCAAUCCCACUUUCCGCCUUCCCUCCUCUGCCCGUAUAGGUUUCCGCGGGCGGCAGUCCUUUCCUCGUAUCCCUCAAGCCUCCACCGCUUCUCGCGUGGGCGCCCUUCGCAUUUCCCCACCCGCUCCCUUUGGCGCAAUCCGCUCGUGGCGGACUCGCCACUCCGCACCCGCGGAAGCAGGAGGCGCAGCGGAAGCGGAAAGCGCGCCUGAAGCAGUCGCGUGUGCGGGGGAGGGAGUUGAGGGGAGGCUUUGGGAAGCAGGGGGGGAGAAGGAGGGAGCGGGUACAGGGUUCAGGGUAGACGGGGGCGGAAAGGAAAGAGUAGGUGAGAGCGGGGAAAAGACUGCGGAGGGGGUAAGCGGAGAGGAGGAAGGCGGAGAGGAGGGGGACGACGAGGAGGGGGAAGACGGGGAGGGCGGAGAGGAUUGGGAGCGAAUGGCGGCAACAGAGGAGUCAGUGGGCAUAUGCUGCUAUGCCAACGACCUGCCCGGCAUUCACGGCGUGCUGAAACAGAGCCAUGGUACAGUGGUGCAUCUGACGCACCUGCACGUGCCCCCCGCGCUUCUGGCGCAGGAUCAGCAGGCACGCAGGCGCAGUACAUCCAGCCCCCCUUGCUCCCCUCCCAUGCCCACCUCCCCAUGCCUUCCUCCCCAGGAGCAGCACAUCCAGCCAGCCCCCUCUGCUUCCCCCCUCCCCCCUCCCCAUGCUCCCCACAGGUUCGCGGAUUUCAUAGUGAAUGAAGUAGCACCGGAUGGUACGGUGGUGCAUCUGACCCACCUGCACGUGCCCCCUGCGCUGCUGGCGCAGGAGCAGCAGGCGCAGCAGCAGGCGCGCAGGCGCGAGGCGGAGAGCCUGGGGGAGCUCGUGGACGCGCAGGGGGUGCUGGCGCAGCUGCGCCAGGCGCUGGGGGGGAGCGCGGAGGGGGAAGGGGGAGGGGGAGGGGGGUUGCGCGAUGAGGAAGAUGCGAGGAAGCUGCUGCAGCUGCUGGAAGGGAUUAGAGGCAUUCAGCUGUGGUGGAAAGAGAAGAAGGCGAAGGGAGAGGAGGGAGGCGAGGAGGGAGGAGAGGAGGGAGCUGGGGGAGAAAGGGCGCAGGAGAGUGUGCAGGGGGGGGAGGUGGGGGAAAGAGGGGAGGAGGGGAAAGGGGCUCCGCCGCCCAUGCCUGAGCCGGUGGUGUUUGCUGCCAGUGCUGACAAGGCGUACCGUGCCGCCAUGCACGCAUUCGUCAAGGCCUUCCCCUUCCUAGUCUCCAACACAACACCAUCGACGCCCUCCAGGGACCUCCCUACCGCCGUGUGCGCCUGCGCUUCCUCCCCCCACCUUUCCUGUGUCUUCUCCCCCCUCCCUUCCCCCCACCACCAGGCCAUGCACGCGUUUAUCAAGGGCUUUCCCUUCCUCGUCUCGGAUACCAUCGACGCCCCCCAGGGUCCCCCCUACCGCUGUGUGCGCCUGCGCUUCCUCCCCCCGCCCGCCCUCAACCUCAAGGGCGCAGGGGGGCGCGCAGGGGAGCGCGGAGGGCGGGGGGAUGGGGGGCAGAGGGGCGGGGAUGGGAGGGGGUGGCGGGAGGGGCGCUGGGGGGGAAAGAGAGGGGGGAGGGGCGGGAAAUGGGGGAAGCGGGGGAGGGAGGAGUGGGAGGGUGGGGAUAGGAAGAGAGGGAGGAGGGAUGGUGGUGAUGGUGAUGGGGAGGUUAGGGGGGAAGGGGGGGAUGGCGGAGAGGGGGAGGGGCGGGGGGGGGAGCAGGGGGAGGAGGAGCAGCCGGCGUUUGACAGGCGGGGGAGGAAGGGCGCGGAUGGGGUGCCUGCAACCACCGCGCGCCGCUUCCUCAUGUGCUCGACUCAAAAGUCAACACGCGCUCCAUCCAUACCAUAUCACGGGUCACGGCCCAUCCCACACUCCUCUCCCUCCUCCUUUCCCGACCUCUCUAGGUUCCACGUGUUGAAGGAGAACAAGGACACCAACGAGGCCAUGGCGCUCGUGGGGUUCCACGUGUUGAAGGAGAACAAGGACACCAACGAGGCCAUGGCGCUCGUGGGGCGCUACCUGGGCGUGCAGAGCAGGGCGCUGGGCUUCUCAGGCACCAAGGACAAGCGCGCUGUCACCGUGCAGCGGGUGACAGUGAGCAACCAGUCAGCGCGUAAGGUGGCAUCGCUCAACGCCAAGCUGUUUGGCAUCCGAGUGGGCGACUACCGCCUCGUGGACCAGCCCCUCGUGCUGGGGCAGCUGGCCGGAAACCGCUUCGUCAUCACUCUCAGGGCGGUGAGAGCGCCCAGUCUAGACGCCAUCACAGCAGCGGCGGAGGGCCUUCGCUCUCACGGCAUCAUCAACUACUUUGGCCUGCAGCGCUUUGGAGUGGUUCCGGUGGCAAAACACAUGGAAGGAGCAGAGCCAAGCUCUCGUCUGUGCAUACCUCUCAAAGCUUUUCCAGCCGCCGCAAACACCCAACUCUUGCCCUUGUCCCCCACCCCCACCGCUUCCCUUCCCUGGGAGCAGCGCUUUGGAGUGGGUCCAGUGGCAACGCACACGAGAUGGAGAUAUCCUCUUACCUUCCUCACCACGCCUCUUACCUUCCUCACCACGCCUCUUACCUUCCUCACCACGCCUCUUACCUUCCUCACCACGCCUCUUACCUUCCUCACCACGCCUCUUACCUUCCUCACCACGCCUCUUACCUUCCUCACCACGCCUCUUACCUUCCUCACCACGCCUCUUACCUUCCUCACCACGCCUCUUACCUUCCUCACCACGCCUCUUACCUUCCUCACCACGCCUCUUACCUUCCUCACCACGCCUCUUACCUUCCUCACCACGCCUCUUACCUUCCUCACCACGCCUCUUACCUUCCUCACCACGCCUCUUACCUUCCUCACCACGCCUCUUACCUUCCUCACCACGCCUCUUACCUUCCUCACCACGCCUCUUACCUUCCUCACCACGCCUCUUACCUUCCUCACCACGCCUCUUACCUUCCUCACCACGCCUCUUACCUUCCUCACCACGCCUCUUACCUUCCUCACCACGCCUCUUACCUUCCUCACCACGCCUCUUACCUUCCUCACCACGCCUCUUACCUUCCUCACCACGCCUCUUACCUUCCUCACCACGCCUCUUACCUUCCUCACCACGCCUCUUACCUUCCUCGCUUGCCUCACCUGCCUUGCUCGCCCAUGCCACACCUUGAUCGCCCUGCCUUGCCUCACCUUGCCUUGCAUUGCCUGGCCCCACGCUGAAUCUUCUGCUCCAGCCCAGAAUCAUGUGAUGCUCUGCCGUGCUGUGCUAUGCUGGCUAAAGCGCAACCCGCGCAAUCUGGUGCAGGCGCUGGGAUUCAUCCCGCGCACCAUGCGCCUCAUGUACGUGCACAGCUAUCAGAGCUAUCUGUGGAACCAUGCUGCCUCACACCGCAUCAAAACUUACGGCUCCACCCGAGUGGUGGCAGGUGACCUUGUGCUCUGCUCCCUUCCCGCUGCCACUGGCGCUGCCACGGCUGCUAGUGCUGCUGCUGCUGCUGCUGCAGCAGCAGCAGGGAGAGCAGCGGGCGUGGGGGCAGAGGGGGGCAUGAGGGGCACAGACGCAGAGGCGGAGGCCGAGGAGGCGGCAGCAGUGGCGGUGGAGGCGAGGGCGGAGGGGGAGGAGGUGAGGGUGGUCAGUGAGGAGGAGGCGCAGAGAGGCGUGUACUCCAUCGACCAAGUCGUGCUGCCGCUGCCUGGCUGUUCCAUUCAGUACCCCACCAACUCCACUGCUGAAGUCUUCCACUCUCUCGCUGCCAAGGACGGCAUAGACCUCUUCUCCAGCAAGCACAGCGUUAAGGAAUACUCCAUCGAGCGCAUCCCAGGGGGCUACAGGCGCCUGCUGCAGCGCCCCUCCGACUACAACUGCCGUUUCCCUCACCACACCUCCUCCCCUACACCCCCUCCUGCUCCCACUUCCGUAACACUUUCCCUCCCUGCGUCCCCCACUCUUGACGCCCCUGCAGUGGUGGAGGCAGCGCAUGUGUACUAUGGGUUCAAGCAGCCGGGGUACAAGGGAGCGCUCAAACAGGCGCAGAGGGGGGAAGACAAGGCAGGGGUUACUGCUGGCGGUGCUGCACUCAGUGGGGUAGAGGCAGCAACAGGAGAAGCAGGGGCAGGAGGGGAAGCAGCAGGGCCAGUGCCGGCAGUGGUGGUGUUGGCUUCAUCAGAUGGAGUGAGGCUGGGCAGAGAUGAGCUGCAGCGUUUGGGGAUUGGGGAAGGGCCCAUUGGGGCCCUGGUGGAAGGGGGUGAUGGGGAGGAGGGUGGGCCUGAGAGGGGCGAAGCUGAGGCAGGUGCGGCGACAGAGGAUGGAGAAAAAGCGGAAGGGAUAGUUGAGAGUGAGAUGGAGAACGGGAAAGAUGAGGGUGGUGAUGAGAAGGAGAAGGUAUUGCAGGGCGAACAGGACGCUGGGGCGGGAAACGGGGAGGGGAAGGGGCAAGCGGCGGGGAGGAGGGGAGAGCGAGGGGCGGAGGGAGCAGCAGAGGAGGGAGUGAGGGUGGCGCUGCAGGUGGAGUUUACUCUGCCUGCCUCGGGAUAUGCCACCAUGGCCAUCCGUGAACUGCUUAAAUCCUCCACUGCCGUGAGUGCCACCAACCAUGUGCCAUAA